Messenger RNA from Scleropages formosus (Asian bonytongue), 1174 nucleotides. RefSeq names its product BCAS2 pre-mRNA processing factor (gene bcas2). NCBI's taxonomy places the organism in Eukaryota, Metazoa, Chordata, Actinopteri, Osteoglossiformes, Osteoglossidae. Gene Ontology annotation, cellular component: Prp19 complex; precatalytic spliceosome; catalytic step 2 spliceosome. Bases 49 to 726 code for a protein of 225 amino acids. The record is from RefSeq and is a predicted model, not a curated record. Gene Ontology annotation, biological process: mRNA processing. The transcript has 7 exons.
AUGCGCAAUAACCUCCUCGGCCUCGCCGGAGGUUGAGCGGCGGAAACAAUGGCGGGCACGACGUCUGUCGCUGGUGAGGUGUUUGUGGACGCUUUACCUUAUUUUGAUCAGGGAUAUGAUGCUGCUGGAGUCAGAGAAGCGGCCGCUGCGCUGGUGGAGGAGGAGACACGCCGAUACAGACCCACCAAGAACUACCUGAGCUACCUGCCCACUCCAGACUUCUCCGCCUUCGAGACGGAGAUCAUGCGGAAUGAGUUUGAGAGGCUCGCGGCACGACAGCCGAUGGAAUUGCUCAGUAUGAAAAGGUACGAGCUUCCGGCCCCAUCUUCGGGACAGAAAAAUGACAUCACAGCCUGGCAGGAGUGUGUGAACAACUCCAUGGCUCAGCUAGAGCACCAGGCAGUGCGCAUAGAGAACCUGGAGCUCAUGGCACAAUACGGCACCAAUGCCUGGAAGGCCUACAAUGAUAACCUCGCCCACAUGAUUGAGCAGGCACAGAAGGAGCUGCAAAAGUUCAGAAAGCAGAUUCAGGACCUUAACUGGCAACGCAAGAAUGAGCAGCUCACUGGAGGAGCCAAACUGAGAGAACUGGAGUCCAACUGGGUAUCUCUCGUGAGCAAGAACUACGAGAUCGAGCGUGCCAUCGUCCAGCUGGAGAACGAAGUGGCACUGCUGAGACACCAGCGUGGGGACGAGAACAAAGAGAACAUUCGACAGGACUUCUAGGUCAGCCCACCCAAGAGUGGAUCAAAUCUUCAAGCCGAUGCUUUGGAGCUGGGUGUUGACAGAUGACACAUGGACAAAGGCAGAACUGCAAAUGGGUCUUCCUUCCUAGUGCUGUGUUGGUCAGACGCAAGAUGCUGGAUAGAGCUGCAGAGAAAAUGGACAAAGUGCUUCUCUUGCAGACAGUUUUUCAUGGCUUCUUGCGUUAUGUUUAUUUCCUUGUCUCACAGUUAAUCAGCGGGGAUGGAGAGUUCACAGUAAACGGCCUCUGAUAAGAUAAAAUGUUAAAAUGAACUGUGACCCUAAAUAUUUGCAUCGCCAUGCCUGAUAAGCUGUUCAACAUUCACUUCAGUAACGGAUCCUAUUAUAGCUAAACCUGCCAUCAGGUGCAACGUUACAAAUUGUUGACCUCAGCAUGUGCUUUUUAAUUUGAAACUAAAAGAUUUCAAAU